This is a messenger RNA of Mercenaria mercenaria, 1873 nucleotides long. RefSeq names its product interferon-induced protein 44-like. Gene Ontology annotation, biological process: immune response. Bases 55 to 1380 code for a protein of 441 amino acids. Gene Ontology annotation, molecular function: tumor necrosis factor receptor binding. The transcript has 6 exons. The record is from RefSeq and is a predicted model, not a curated record. Gene Ontology annotation, cellular component: membrane. Lineage: Eukaryota; Metazoa; Mollusca; Bivalvia; Venerida; Veneridae.
GUAUUAUGUUUGCGUCGGGCGAGUAAGCACGUUUAAAUUUAAAAAUUGGAUACAAUGGAAACUAAGUUAAAAUUAGCUGUUGUUGCAGUAUUAAUCAGUAUAGUCUUAUGUCUGUCUACAGUUCUAGCUCUGGUGUGGACUAUGCCCGAUUUGCCAACAACUGUUCGAAAUGAUGAAAUAUGUCUACCGAGCGAGUUUGGUCCUCUAAAAUGUGGUUCAACGGCUGAUCUUUUGCAUGAGUAUCUAGAGAGGAAAAUUACAAAGAAAUAUGAUGAAAUCAAAACAGAAGAUGAACAGCGACAACAGGAGUAUCUGGAUAAGAACAGAGUCCGUCUUAUGAGUAUCUACGACAAAGCAUUCUGGGAAAUGAAGCCGGCCGCCAAACUCACAGGAAAAGAACAGCCUGGCAUAAGAAAAUGUGAUAUUGGUGCCGACAUGGUACCUGUAAGAGAAUGGCGUCAUGGCAGAGAACUCUACGACACAAGCGGGUUUGAAAGAUACGGCAUUCGAUACAGAAAUGGCCGUUUGGUCGUACCUGUAGAUGGCACAUAUUUCAUUUACUCUUACGUCGAUUUAUUUGAGUCAUGUAAUCCAUCAAACGGGGAGCCCAAUGUAAACGAUACCACUAAACCUAUUAAGCACGGCAUAUCUAAAUUCAAUAUCCUUGAUGGGGAGGAAAUAGAAUUAGUUUCAAAUGUACAACCACAUACAGUUUCGAGUAACAGAUAUUUCAAUUCUUACAGCAGUUAUGUUUCGUCACUUGUAGACCUCAAAGCAGGUGAUGAGCUUUCUGUAAAGUUUACCAGAUUCAAUAGAGUAGGGAAACUGAGUAAUUUUCGUCUUUGUGACACAAUGGGUGUGGAAGAUACUGAAGGAGAAGGAUUCCAUGUCAGUGAUGUAGUAAAUCUUAUCAAAGGACACGUUAGGAAUUCUUAUCAGUUUAACCCGCGACAUCCGUUGACUUUCAGUCAUUCUGAUUACAACCCAAAUCCCGACCCGGAGGAAAAGACUCAUUGUGUAAUAUUUGUGAUUGAUAGCCAAGCAGUAGCUUACGGUUCAGUAUCUUAUGACAUGAAGAAAAAAAUCACCCAACUACAAGAAGAAAUAAAAAGACGCAAUAUACCAAGGGUCCUUAUUCUCACAAAAGCAGAUCUUCUAUGUGAAGAGGUGUCGAAAGAUAUUUUGAACAUUUUCAAAAGCACAAAAGUCAAGAAGGCAGUAAAGAAGGCGUCUGAAAUUUUCGAAAUUCCACUAUCCAACAUUCACCCCGUGAAGAAUUACGAGGGAGAAAUCACCCUGGAUCCGCUGAAAAGCAUACCGCUGUUGCUUGCUCUGAGACAGAUAGUUCAUUUUGCAUCGGAUUUUGUAGAGGAAAACUGAAGUUCGUCUGACAUAUUGUAAUAAUAAAUUGUAACAAUAUACAGAUAUAACAAGAUUCAUUGUGCAUAAUUUUACAUAAUUUUAUGUGAACAUUUCAACGUAUUUAUACACAUACAUGUACAUACUUUAUCCAGUAUUUGUUUGUUGUAUUAUCAAGAGCAUUUAAUAAAAUGAGAAUCAUCUGCACAUACAAAUGUACUAAACUGUUUGCGUUAAAUUAUUUGAUAAGUCAUCUUAAAUCCAAUUCAAACUUGAUCUAACAUAUUAUUUAAUCAGACUUAUAAAAUGUAUGUUAAAAGCAUAUAGACUACAUGCUACGAUUUAUGUUCAUAUUCAAUUACCGGUAUCUUUUUUAGAAAGUACAUAUAAAAACAUUGUCGUUUUCUUAAACUAUAUAAAGUAGAAGCCAAGAGUGUGGAUCUGUUAAUAUUUAAUAACUUUACUGACGUCAUUCUUUUGAAACCACCACUGAUCCUAUUUUCAAAUACUUCUU